Camellia sinensis is the source of this 846-nucleotide messenger RNA. The record is from RefSeq and is a predicted model, not a curated record. Lineage: Eukaryota; Viridiplantae; Streptophyta; Magnoliopsida; Ericales; Theaceae.
CAAAGCUGCUUCUGCAGAAUCUGCUUAGAAAACAAACAAACUAUCCUGAUGUACAGAAAUCAAAUCUGUUCUCACUCCUUCUGUCACGACUGCACGAGCAAACACAUCGCAGCAAAGAUCCAAGAAAACAUAAAAACAGUUUUAUGCCCCGGGGAAGAUUGCAAGGCAGCAUUAGAUUUCGAUGCCUGCAGGCAGAUCAUCCCGAAAGAGGUCAUUGUCCAGUGGGACGAGUUCCUAUGCAAGUCAAUGAUUCCCAAGUCCCAGAUAAUUUAUUGUCCUUUCAGGGACUGUUCAGCCAUGUUGGUUAAUGAUUCCGGGGAGAUCAUAGAAGAGAUCAACUGUCCUGCCUGCAAGAGAUCAAUCUGUGCACGGUGUCGUGUUCCAUGGCAUGUAGAAUUUACGUGCAAGGAGUUUAUGAGGCUGGGUGGGAAGAAGAGAGGGAAAGAAAAUAUGUUGGUGGAGGAACUUGCUAAGAAGAAGAGCUGGAGGAAGUGCCCAGAGUGUGAAAUUUAUGUGGAGAAGACAGAGGGUUGUUCACAUAUUACUUGUAGGUGUGGACAUGAGUUUUGUUAUAGGUGUGGAUUGAAGUGGGUUAAAUUUCAUAGUGGUUGCAACCUAGCACAGGGACAGGGAUUCAAUUCCCAGCUGCCCCCCCAUCCCCACUCUAUGAACUGGGACCUUUUUUUAUAAAUCCUUAGACUAAUUUUAAUGAUGAUGUUCUAAUGAUGAUUGAUGGAUCAGUACCAUAUACUAGAGAUGCAUGUAGGCUCUCUUUGGAUUGUUGGUAUGUGUUCAGAAUUCGUGCAGAGAAAAAUACUAAGAAAAUAAAGUAUAAUUUAAAUUUAA